Messenger RNA from Mytilinidion resinicola, 576 nucleotides. RefSeq lists its product as uncharacterized. The coding region runs from base 1 to 576 and encodes 191 amino acids. The record is from RefSeq and is a predicted model, not a curated record. The transcript is spliced from 2 exons. Lineage: Eukaryota; Fungi; Ascomycota; Dothideomycetes; Mytilinidiales; Mytilinidiaceae.
AUGUUCAUGUCGCGAUCUCAGUCUUUGUCCCUCCACCAAAGAAAUCUCCCAAACCAAUUCUCCAUUGUGCCGCCAAAUGCUCAAAGCCCUCUCCUCCAACAAAGCCCCCCCAACCCCAUUGAGCCUCAAAUCGGGCAACACGCAGCCACAGCCAAGCGUCUCCUUGCCCCCUCCAGAACCACGUGGACAGAAAGCUUGAACUUCACGCCCUCAAACCUUGAAACUACGUUGACCCACGUUGCCCACCUCAAUCCUCCAACUGAAUCAACCCACGCAUCCACCAUGACCACCCCCCUCUCCCCCCCACCCACCUACCAGCGCUUCGACCCCGAAUCCCUCUCGCCCCCGAAAACCGCACUCAGCCCCAAUCUCACGGCCUUCCGCCUCAUCGCCAUCGCCGCGGCUGCGAUUUUCUUGCUGCUCGUGCUGUUCCAGGCGCAGAUCUUGACGCUGCUGGAUGAGAUUAUGCGGACGCUGAAGUAUUCGCUGCCGGGACGGGGGCAGGCUGGAGGGGUGAGGGGAAGGGAGCCGUUGGCGGAGGCGGUGGAGGGGUGUUGGACGUGUUUUGGGUAUUGA